This is a messenger RNA of Pseudoliparis swirei, 5649 nucleotides long. It is a transcript of the gene cgna, whose product is annotated as cingulin. Bases 535 to 4143 code for a protein of 1202 amino acids. Gene Ontology annotation, cellular component: myosin complex. The transcript has 21 exons. The record is from RefSeq and is a predicted model, not a curated record. NCBI's taxonomy places the organism in Eukaryota, Metazoa, Chordata, Actinopteri, Perciformes, Liparidae.
UCAAGCGCCCUCGAUGAUGCUGUUGCACCACCAGCGGGUAGUUGCGCCAUCUACUGGCACAUUGGAGCCCAACAAACACAUGGAGGCACCUCUCCGUAUUCACCUUCGUCCUGAACAAUGUUUGCUUAACUUUUAUCUGGGUCAUGCCGGUAGUUUUUAGUUCAUUUUAUUGUAUCUUAAGUUAUAAUUCGGACGUUUCGUUUAACAACGAAAAAGUGGACAAGCACAUAGAAUGAGUGACGUAAAGAUGACACCAGUAGCAAACGUAGCUCAUUUCGAUAGUCCCGCCUUCGUCAAGCUCGAUAGUCCAAUCACAGCUUCUGCUCCGGGGAGACUGGGCGGGACUUCUACAUCACCACAAAGGUAACAGGUUGCAGUCGCCGCAUAAUGAACUUGUUGCUGCGUUAAUUUACGCAGGAGUUGUUAUUCCACCCACUUGUUCUGCGUGGACUUUGGUGGAAAACAUUUGAAUCCUCGUCGACAUAAAGGAAGUGUUAAAGAGGAGCAGAGGAAGAACAACUGAAGAGAAAGAGAAUGACCACACCCUCCUCAGGUCGGAAGACCCCGGUGGACUACGGUGUCCAGAUCCGCUUCAUUGAUGACCUCCACGACUCUGGCGGGGGGCAGCCAGGGCCCCAACCCAGGACCAAGACCACCUCCAAGUAUGGCGUGGCAGUCAGGGUGCAGGGUAUCGCUGGCCAGCCAUAUGUUGUCCUGAAGAAUGGAGAGAAGGGAGAGUCUUAUGGGGUCCAGCUCAAGACCCACUACCCCUCGGGUUACAGUAGCCUUCCCCGCAGAACGGAUAAGGCCGAGUCAGAAACACAGGGGGCUGAUGUAGAAAGAGGAGGAGCAGGGACGGGUGUGGCGCUACGCAGGGCCCAGUCCCAUGGGUCACUGCUGGACAGGGACGGAGAGGCAGGGGAAGACGAUGAGGAUUUUCAGCUGUCUAGGCCACCAGGGGAUGGGAAGUCUGGAAGUUACGGGAAUCUGGAUGCAGGACUUGGAGUAAGGGGAGAGAGAGAGCAGGUUCAGCGUGCCGGUAGUAGAGAGAGGGGCUUGGGAAGGAAAAUGUGGGACGGUUCGUACAAAGCAGGGCUCAACGGGUCAAUGGGGUCGCUGGGGAGCAGUCAGUCCAACCCUGAAUCUACUCAACAAACACAUCCGAGAAAAACCCCGGUCAACAGACUAAUAAACAGGUUUGAUGGUGGUGACUCUGGAGGCCAACAGAGAGGACUCGAUGCUGAACAACAAGAUCCCAGAGCUCCAUCUCCUCAUGUCACACCCAACCCCUACACCUCACCGCCGUCCUCCACUCACAGCAGCCUGGGACGCAGCCCCGGACACGGUGCGCAGUGGACAUCACGAGGAACAUAUGCCGCUCCGGACACCCCACGUGCCACACUGACUGAGCCACAAGUGACUCCUGACCUUUUGCUGGACCAGGGUCAGAGUGCAGAGACGACCAGCGACGAGGAGCAGGUCAUGCAGACUCUAUACAACAUCCUGAGACAAGGGACCAAUGAGAGUGAUGUUAGCAUCAAACACAAAGUUAAGGCCAUCUUUAAGAAGAUUCAGCAUCUCAAGCCCAAAGAAAGACCUCAGGAAGAGUGGAUGAGAGAAAGGAGAGAGCUUGAAAGAAGGAUGGCUGAACUACAAACUGCCCUGAAAGUGGAAAGAAGGAACUCUGUCAGCAAUUCUGAUCCUGCUCUGAAAGCUGAGCUGGAGUCCUGUCUGGAUGAAAAUCUGCAGCUCCGGGAGGUGCUGGACCGGAAGAAGAAAGAAUUAAUUGAAACACAAUCAGAGCUGACUCAGCUGCGUAUGGACAGGGAGAACGCAGAGGCACGGGUCAGAGAAAUGGAGGACCAGCUGGCAGAGUUUCAGGAUGAACUGAGACGGGAGAACGGCAACAAGACGGACCUGAUGUCUUGCCAGGCACAGUUGACGGAUGUGUCCCAGCUGAGACAGAAGUUGGAGGAGACGCUCAGGCAGAGAGAGAGGGAGCUAACCGCUCUCAAAGGAGCGCUGAAGGAGGAGGUGGCCACACAUGACAAAGAAAUCGAGGUGCUCCGAGAGCAGUACAGCGUUGACAUGGAGAAGCUCCGCAGCAGCAUGGAGCAGGUGUCUCAGUCUCACGCAGGCAUCGAGGCAGAGCGGCUGCGUGUGAACGUGUCGGUUCGCUCCCUUCAGCAGCAGUUGGAAGACUGUAGAGACGAGAGCAGCCACUGGAUGGAGCAGUUUCACACCGCCAGAGACGAACUUCGAACCAGCAAACAGGAAGAGCCACCCAGCUGCCCUAAAACACAACUCCUGCAAGGCCGACUGGAGAAAGAGGAGUUUGAGGAGGAACUGAAGGAGCUCCAGGACAAAGUGGGCACCAUGAAACGACAGAUGCCGGACCCCGACCGCACACAGACCCUCAACCAGGAACUUCAGCGAUACAGCACUGAUCUACAGAAGGCCAAGUCUGAGGUGGAGAAGCAGAGGAUGGAGUUUGACAAGAAGGUCAUGGAGGUCAUUUCCAUCAAGAAAUCUCACCAGAACCAGGAGGCAGAACUGAAGUAUGAGAUCGACAGGCUAAAGGAACAAUUACAGAAGUCCAAAGAGGAUAUUGCCAAGGCACAGGAGAAAAACAAGCGGCUCCCAGACCCAGCCAUCCUCUCAGAGCUGGAGCAGAAGCUUGGUGAGACGUGUGGUGAAGCUAGCCAGCUCAAAGAGAAACUCUCAUUGGCUGAGGAGGAUGCGGUGGCCAGUAGAACACUUCUCAAGAGAGCUCAGAUGGACAUUAAAUCCCUCCAAGAUGCCGAGCAGGAUCAGGAGGAUGCCAACACACGUCUUCGAGAAAAACUCUCACGGCUGGAGACUCAGCUACAGACCAACUCAAUGGAGAGCUCCGAGGCAGAGAUCACCCUGCACACUGAGGUGAGAGGGUUCAGAUUGGAGCUGGAUGAGGCCAAGAGAAAAGCUUCGAGACUGAGUCAGGAGCACUGGGAACUUCUCCUGCGUUUGGAGAAUACGGAGAAAGAGAAGGAGACGCUCAAACAGUCCUUCAUCCAGCUGGAGGAGCUCCAACAACGUCAGGAAAGAGCGCUGGAGAAACUCAACAAGGAGUAUGAGUCUCUGACCGUGUCCUCGAGAGGGGAGGUGCAGGCUCUCAGGGUUCAGCUGGAGGAGCAGAGAGAGAAGGCACGCAAGGAAAUGCAGGAGUUCCAAUGGCACGGAAACGACGCCCAGAGUGAACUGGAAAGAAGUUACGUAGACCUCAAGAGGCUGGAGGAAGAGGUAUCGCGACAGAAUAAGGAGCUUCUGCUUGUAUGCGAGGAGAGAGACAACCACCAGCUGGAUAAAGAGCUUCUGGUCAACAGGCUGCGCCACCUUGAGGGAGAGAUGGAGGCCAUCAAAAACGGCCAGAAUGAGAAAACCCGGGAGACUCGCAUCCUCGAGGACAAGCUGAAGCGUAUGCAGUUGGAGCUGGAGGAGGAGAAAAGCAGCGGUGAGAUGUUGACCGACCGGGUGGCCAGGAGCAGAGACCAGAUUGAUCAGCUCCGCUCGGAGCUCAUGCAGGACCGAUCCUCCAAGCAGGACCUGGAGCUGGACAAGAACACCAUGGAGAGACACCUGAAGGAGCUGAGGGGUCGUCUGGCCGACAUGGAGGGCCAAUCGCGCUCCUCGGCGGGACUCUCCCAGCUGGAGAACAAGAUCCAGGAGCUGGAAGAACGGCUCAUGAGUGAGGAGAGGGAGAAGAGCUCGGUGUUGGCAUCUCAACGGCGUCUGGAGAGGAAGCUAAAGGAUCUCAACAUGAUGUUGGAUGAGGAGAAACAAACGCACACCGAACAGAGGGACCAGCUCACGCUGAGAGUGAAAGCUCUCAAGAGGCAGGUGGACGAAGGAGAGACGGAGCUGGAGAGGAUGGAUGGGCUGAAGAGAAAGUCCCAGAGAGAUAUGGAGGAGCAGAUGGAGCUCAAAGAGGCCCUGCAGGCCAGAGUCACAGCCCUGGAAAUUGAGCUCAAGAGAAAAGCCCAGGCAGCAAUGCGCCCCGCUCUGGAUUCAUCAGCUCUCAGUUCAGAUGAUGACGACAGCCUGUAUGACACCUCCGCCAUCACCGCCAUCCUCACUGAGAGCAACCUCCAGACCAGCUCCUGUUAAAGCAGGGUGAGGGUGGCAACACAUAGCACUGUUAAAGAAAGAAAUGGAGGGCUGUGGCGGUUGCAUUUUAGACUGGGAGUCGAGUCAAAAGCCAGAAUGGUAUACGGUGCAGGCGAAGAGGGAGGGGUGCACGGAUCUGGGAUUUAAAUGACUUAUUGUAGAGUGUAGCAGGAGAAUACUGUUCCACACCCGAGUGAAUGGAAGGAAACAAAACAUCCUCUGCAUUUCAGGGCACUUCCUUCAGUCUACGAUGUACUCGGAUGCACUCCACGGUACAGCUGAAAGGCCUCCAACAUAGAACAACUCGCUGCAGCACUCGGCAGUAACUGAAUUGCAAAGAGAGAAAUUAGGCAACAAGCUCAGAUACAUAUAAAUAGAAAAUUCCUCUCGCGUUUUUUGAUACAAAUUCACUGUGUCAAACCUUUUCAGGGUUGAGAUUCUGGCUCGAGCACUUCUGGUACCAAGUCUGGCUUUGAAUGAACAAUCAAAAAUACUAUGUUGGCAGUUUACUUGUAACUUCCGUUUUGUCCGUCGCAUCAAAUAACUGAAGGACAAAUGUUCAUGCACAUAUAGAGUAGAGCUACUGAAACAUGGACCAAACGGUAAUAGUGUGCAUUCAUGAUUAUAAGUGAUGAUACACUCUGAUUCUAAUGCUGAUUUUUGGUUAAACAAUUAAAUUGAAGUAUUGCAAAUUAUUCAUAUUGAAUGAAAUCUAGAGUUUGUUUCCGUAAAAGAAAAAAAUAUUUUCACACGUUUUUUGGAAUAUGUCACUUGUAUGUUUAUUCCACCGCCCAGACUUUUAUUGUCACAUGGUACACAGUCUAUGAAUUCAGAAUUAUAAAGUAUGACACUUCUAGCACAAUAUGAAUUAGUCUAAAUGUGAUGGUAACCUCCUGUUGGUGUGACGGUUUCUAUUCGUUGUGUCUUUCUUCACUGUAUCUGAAAUGUUUCCCGGUAAAAGUGCAACACACCUUUUGUUUAGUGGGUUGUACUUUAGAGGACAGGAGUGUCGUUUGUCAGAAUAUCGAAGUGUUUAUUCACUUUUCAGUUACAAUCAUGGCCAAAAUAUAAUCCUGUCCAAUAAUAUAUUUUGGUAUUUGUAGAAGCUGCACAAUUUCUAUGCAUUCCUUUAUAGCAAGUCACUCAAAUAUAUGCCUUAAAAUAAUUCAGGAAUCCUUAUCUGAAUGUUCUUUUGUAAAACGUAACUAUUAAACAUUAUGGAUUUUUCUUUGGUCUUGAGUUUUGAAUACAGUUUGAACAAUCACUUGGAGCACUAAUAACUAUUACAUUUAGCUGAAAUGUAAUGUCUCUUCCUAUUUUUUUUCAGUGAAUCUGGAAAUGGUACUUAAUGAUGAUGUGAGAGUAUUGACCUGUUGAAUUUGAAAAUGCUAGCAUGUCCUAUAAUGUUGACUGGAAAAAUUCACCCUGUGACUGUACUUCACGGAAUAGAUAAUGUUUCGAUGUCACAUGAAUUUAGCUCCAAUAAAAGUUAAACGAUUUAAGUUA